GAAAAGGAAGUAGGUUGAUACUCAGCGAAGAAGCGAUCGAAGUAAAGUAGAAGAACUUUUUUUAUUAUUUUGAAAAUUACAUGAUGGGAACCACAGCAAGUCAACUAGGGAAGGAUUUGCUUUCAGAGUAUCAAGAGUUGACAUUUUUAACAAAACAAGAAAUUCUUCUUGCUCACAAGAGAUUCACUGAGCUACUCUCCAAAGAGGACAAAGCCCUUCCUAACGCCAGGGUACCGAUGGAGACUAUGCUUGCACUUCCAGAACUCAAGUCCAACCCUUUUCGGAACAGAAUCUGCCGGGUAUUCUCAACAUCUGAAGUGAAGGAUGGAAGUCUGUCUUUCGAGGACUUCCUGGACCUUCUUAGUGCUUUCAGUGACUCUGCUACUAUGGAAAUAAAGUCCCACUAUGCAUUCCGCAUUUUUGACUUUGAUGAUGAUGGGACGCUGGAUGGGGGGGACCUGGAGAAACUAGUUAACUGCCUUACUGGGGAGACAGACGAUACAAGACUUACCCCCGAUGAAAUGAGACAGCUCAUAAGCAAUAUUCUCGAAGAGUCUGACAUUGACAAGGAUGGAACGGUAAACCUGUCAGAGUUCCAACAUGUCAUUUCAAGAUCACCGGAUUUUGUCAGUUCUUUCAAGAUUGUGCUGUGAAGACGCAAAGGAGGCUAUUGAAUUUGAUUUGCACUUUGAUACUCAUACUUCACAUGCUGUUUUGAAUUAUAUUAGAGCAAUUUUAGAGAUUUGCCUUAAUUUAUAUCUACCUUUGGGUUUUAACUGUUUUACAUGAUUUGUGAAAUUUAACUUUCCUACUUGUUUUUUAAUUAUGUGUAGAAGUGAAAUAAAAAAACAAAUG
This is a messenger RNA of Lampris incognitus (smalleye Pacific opah), 855 nucleotides long. Its product is annotated as calcium and integrin-binding protein 1-like. The transcript has 7 exons. Bases 81 to 653 code for a protein of 190 amino acids. The record is from RefSeq and is a predicted model, not a curated record. NCBI's taxonomy places the organism in Eukaryota, Metazoa, Chordata, Actinopteri, Lampriformes, Lampridae. Gene Ontology annotation, molecular function: calcium ion binding.